Molecule: messenger RNA, 2587 nt
Organism: Hipposideros armiger (great roundleaf bat)
Lineage: Eukaryota; Metazoa; Chordata; Mammalia; Chiroptera; Hipposideridae
Gene: RAD1
Product: RAD1 checkpoint DNA exonuclease
Exons: 6
Coding region: 226-1068 (280 amino acids)
Biological process (GO): DNA damage checkpoint signaling; DNA repair
Cellular component (GO): checkpoint clamp complex; nucleus
Source: RefSeq, a predicted model, not a curated record
UAUGGUGACGGUGGCUGAAGUGGCCGGCCGAUCUGAAAAGAGUGGCGGGAGUUGCUUGCUCCACUUCCUCCCGAGUUCGUCCGGAGCUGCCCCUGGGGAAGACUUCGGUGACCUGGCUGGGAAGGGUUCGCAGGAGUGCGGAUCUCACCGCAAAGGUGUAUCGUGAUCCGCGGGAGCAAGUGUUGGCACCGGGAGCAUCCCUCGGGCCCAGCUGUGCAGGGGACGAUGCCCCUCCUAAACCAGCAGAUCCAAGAUGAGAAUGACUACAGCUUGACGGCCAGCCUUGACAACGUUAGGAAUCUCUCCACUAUCUUAAAGGCGAUUCAUUUCCAAGAACACGCCACGUGUUUUGCUACCAAAAAUGGAAUCAAGGUUACAGUGGAAAAUGCAAAGUGUGUGCAAGCCAAUGCUUUUAUUCAGGCUGGAAUAUUUCAAGAGUUUAAAGUUCAGGAAGAGCCUGUUACUUUUCGAAUUAAUUUAACUGUCCUUUUAGAUUGCUUAUCUAUUUUUGGAUCAAGUUCUAUGCCAGGAACGUUAACUGCGCUUCAAAUGUGUUACCAAGGUUAUGGUUACCCUCUGAUGCUAUUUCUUGAAGAAGGAGGCGUGGUGACUGUCUGCAAAAUCAAUACGCAGGAACCUGAGGAAACCCUGGAUUUUGAUUUCUGCAGCACCAAUGUUAUUAAUAAAAUUAUUCUGCAGUCAGAGGGGCUCCGUGAAGCAUUUUCCGAAUUGGAUAUGACAAGUGAGGUCCUACAGAUCACCAUGUCUCCUGACAAGCCUUACUUCAGGUUGUCUACUUUUGGGAAUGCAGGAAGCUCCCACCUUGACUAUCCCAAAGAUUCUGAUUUGAUGGAAUCAUUUAAUUGUACUCAAAACCAGGUCAACAGGUACAAGAUUUCUUUACUGAAACCCUCUACAAAGGCGUUAGUCCUGUCUUGUAAGGUAUCUAUUCGGACAGAUAACCGAGGAUUCCUGUCAUUACAGUAUAUGAUUAGAAAUGACGAUGGACAGAUAUGCUUUGUGGAAUAUUACUGCUGCCCUGACGAAGUUCCUGAACCUGACUCUUAAGUAUGACAGUACAUUGUGCCAUUUACGUAGACAUUCAUGAUAGGUCACAUUCUCAUUCUGGGUAUAGUACUCUUCAUGAUUUACUGGAUUUUCUCAAGGGAGGGAACGUGGAGGAGACAGGCGCAAGAUCCCUGUAUCCCAAUAGUUGCUGUAUAUUUUGUCAGUAAGUGCUUUCAUGGAGUCAGAUUAUCCAGUAUUGGACUAUCUGUGGUUCCAUCUUUUGAACUCAUCAGAAUCAUUAUGAACCAAGAUGAAUAUAUUAAUUCUAUUCUAUUUAAGUAGAACAUUUCAAGAGUCUAAAAAUUCAAAGUUUGAUGAAGCCAUAUCUGAAAUGGUCUUUUAUUUAUUUACUGUCAGAAAAAGGAAAGGCAUAUGGGCAUUACUUACUAGUUUGAAUUCUAGAGAAUAUAUCUUAAAGCAGUGAUUCUUAAAGUGUUGUGCCCAGAUCGAGCGCAUCAGCAUCACCUGGAAACUUGUCAGAAACUCUGGAAGUGGGCCAGCAAAAUAGCAAUGAACUGAUUGCUUUUACCUGUGGUUUCUUCUGCUGAAGUUUAGGCAUCGCUAAACAAGUCUAAAUAAUUAUAUGACUUAUUUUUAAAGUAUACAUUUUGAAGAAAUCUCUGAACAAGAUAGAAAACAGUCUUUAGAGUUACAGAUUUUCUUCUUCUCAGAACUGUUCAGCGCAGUGCAUACUUCAGUAAGCACUUGUUAGAUGCCUUCUAGUUCCCUAUGAGUUUCUCAACCAAACCAAGGUGUAGAAAGCCAGUUAUUCAGUGAUUUCUCAUUUCUUGGGUAAUUUUCAAUGAAAUAAUUUUGUGGUGUGUCAGUAUUUAGUAAAAUAUAAUACUAAAAUUAUCUGACUUGCUUUCUAAUAGAAAAAAUAUAUAACUAAAAUGAAGUUUCUGUACCAAAUGACAACAGCUCCGUGUCUCUAGGUGGGCAGGCACCAUUGGCCUUUUGGGUGGCAUAGUUCUUUAUGGGAAAACUCUGUCUCCCAUUCCAGGAUUCAUGUAGCCUCCCUGUCCCUAAUACUAGUCCUUGUGAUCACCCCCUCCCCCAAAUAAAUAGUGCCCCCUACUACUGAUGGUUGGGAACCAUUGAAUGAUAUUCACCAAAAUCUGAGGAUGUGUUUGGAAUGUGCUACCAUGAAACAGGCCACGUAGUAUUGGAGGAAAGUGGUUUGGAGAGUAAAGCACUUCAGAGACAGGCUCCCCUAGAACUGCUGUAAGCUUUUCUCCCAGGCACGUGAGCAAUUCUGUGUAUCUAGCCCAGGGUGAGUACCCCAUAACGAAUAAGUCUCCCAAGCAAUCUCAGGAUGCCCAGCUGGUACAAAAGAAGUUGGGAGUUUUGUAUAGUAUGUGUUUGAGAAAGAAAUGAAUGAAUCUAUUAAAUGUUAUCCAAAUAUUUUUGUUUAGAUAAAACAACAAGAACAGCAAAUCUAAAACAUAAUUAUGAAAAUAUUUCAUCAGUCAACAUUUCAAAGACUACAGUUUUCUUUUAAAAUUAAAAUAGUGCAGUU